CAAUUACAAGCUUGCCACUUAAUUUUGUAUAAAAUUCAAUAAUUAUUCGCAUCCGUACUUAAAAAUGUUGAAGGUUUCGAUUCUUCUACUGCUUGGCUGGCUGGGGUCGGACGCAUUUGCAGUCCCGGUAGCACGGCCCGAACCACCAAGGAAACCGACGAAUUACACUCUGCCAAUGGAAUAUCCUGACUUUGCAAUCCCUUCUUUUGACAUUAAAUACACAGAGGAGCAACUUAGGUCGAAAUCCGGACUCGUCGAUGAACGGUACCGAUGGCGAAAUGGAUUCAUAGUACAUCCAAGUCGGGAUUUUACUGCGUCCGAGUACAAAGUGAUUAACGACACCCUGUACGAACUGAGGACCCAUUUGUGCAUUCCAGUUUUGAUUUGGCCGCAAAAUUCUAACCCGACCGGGGAUUAUGUCGAAAUUGUUCGUGGCGGUGGGGGUAGUGGGUGUUGGUCGUACUUGGGACGAUUGGGUGGUAGGCAGAAUAUGAACCUUCAAUACAACGGGUGCAUUGUGAAAUACAUCGUGAUCCAUGAAUCGAUUCAUGCCCUUGGAUAUGACCAUGAGCAAGCUCGAACGGAUCGUGAUUCAUUUGUGAGAAUUCUCUGGAACAAUAUCAUUCCGUCUCAACAGCAUAAUUUUAACAUUCGUCCGGGAUCGAACACUUUUGGUGUUCCGUACGAUAUCGACUCCAUCAUGCAGUACGCGAGUACCUCUUUCAGCCAGAAUGGACAGCCCACCAUUGUCACACUGACGGGUCGCUCCAUUCCGACAAAUAAAGCUCUAACUUGGUAUGAUGUUCAGAAGUUGAAGAGGAUGUAUAACUGUUAAUUAGUUGUACUGAUAUUUUAUGUACAAUGUCUGAUAUUUAUUGCGUUAAAUGCAAUUGCUGUAACAAUCUUACUUUGAGUAAUAAAUAGUUAACUUUUGAAUAGUUAUAAACUGAA
Folsomia candida is the source of this 951-nucleotide messenger RNA. RefSeq names its product astacin. The coding region runs from base 65 to 835 and encodes 256 amino acids. Gene Ontology annotation, biological process: proteolysis. Gene Ontology annotation, molecular function: zinc ion binding; metalloendopeptidase activity. The transcript is spliced from 6 exons. The record is from RefSeq and is a predicted model, not a curated record. Lineage: Eukaryota; Metazoa; Arthropoda; Collembola; Entomobryomorpha; Isotomidae.